AUGCUUUCAUUUCAACAGGUUAUCGACUACACACAAAGCACUUUAAGAACAAUGCCUCCCGGCUACUUACCCAGAUGGCUUUUGUUCAUUUCUGUGGUCUCCGUUUUCAAUUCGCUUCAAACCUACUUUUCAGGUCUAACGCUAACGCGUAGGGUUUACGAACGCAAACCCUCGGAGACGACUAACCUCAGUGCAAGGACAUUUGGAACUUGGACUUUCAUCAGUAGCGUGAUCCGCUUGUAUGGAGCUUUAUAUCUGCAAGAGGAGCACAUAUAUCAGCUUGUCUGUAUCUCAUAUCUGGUGGCCUUAUUCCACUUUGGAUCAGAGCUGAUUGUCUUUCGCACCUGCAAGCUCGGCAAAGGGUUUAUGGGGCCUUUGAUUGUAUCAACUACAUCGUUGGCCUGGAUGUACACCCAAAAAGAAUUUUACACUGGUUCAGGGUGGUGA
Lachancea dasiensis is the source of this 447-nucleotide messenger RNA. The record is from the annotation of a GenBank genome assembly. Lineage: Eukaryota; Fungi; Ascomycota; Saccharomycetes; Saccharomycetales; Saccharomycetaceae.